Acanthamoeba castellanii str. Neff is the source of this 1284-nucleotide messenger RNA. RefSeq lists its product as uncharacterized. The record is from RefSeq and is a predicted model, not a curated record. NCBI's taxonomy places the organism in Eukaryota, Discosea, Longamoebia, Acanthamoebidae. Bases 1 to 1284 code for a protein of 427 amino acids. The transcript is spliced from 3 exons.
AUGAACGACCGGACUGAGUCUACAGAGGAAGCGGAGAGCCCAGCAGACGGCCUCACCAACACCACCGCCACCACCACGCCCAACCUCCCCGCUGCUCCCUCCCCGCGAGUCUCGGGCGAGAGCCACCACUUGAAGAAGAAGAGGAGCGAGAACGUGGGGGAGAGCGAGGUGGUGAAGGCCAAGAAGGACAGCAAGGACCACCGUAAGAACGGCGGCGGCGGCCAGAAGAAGAAGUCCAGCGAGCGCCGAGAAGCGAAGCAGGACGAACGCGAGGCCAUGACCACCGGCAGCGACCCCGCACCGCACGACACCUCCAGCGGCGGCACCAAAGCGGAAGACGGGAAGCCGUCGCGCCACAACGACGACGACGACGACGACGCGGGGACCAACGACGCGCUGCACCCGCCCACGCCCUGGCCCGGUCGGCUGCACGGACAAAACAACAGCAGCAGCAGCGGAACGGUCAGGACGACGGCAGCGACGGCAACGAGCAGCAAGAGGCAGAGCGGUGACGCCGCCGGAGGCGAACCGGCGGACAAGCCCAACAGGCGGAAGGAGAAGAGACACGAGAAGGAGGCGGCGGCCUCGCCGGAGGUCAAGCCCUACGCGGAGCCCGCGCACGCGUCGCCGCCGAGCGACAAGCGACGGAAGGAGGAGAGGCGCAAGGAGGAGCGACGCACUGAUCAUCUCAAGGUGGAGGCCUGCGAACAGCAGCGGAGGGCGUCGUCGGAGCUGCUGCGCGGGCACAAGGAGAAGGGGCGAGCGUUCUGGAACAAGGAGCGGACCCCGCGUCGAGGCAUACUCGUGCGCUCCCUGUCCGCCGAGCAGCUCCCGACGACGAGCCACAAGAGCUCCCAAGGGUGUCUCGACGGCGACGUGGUGCCGCCCAAGAGGAAGAAGGCAAAGAAGCACAAGCGCAAGGCCCUUCAGGACGAGGGCGUCAAGUUCGACAAGGUGGUGGUGCGGCACUACCCGCGAGAGGUCGCCAUCGGCGGGUGCAUGCUCGACCCCGACCAGGGACCCUUCCUCGGCAUCGGGUGGGACUGGAAGCAGGAGGAGGUGCACAACUUGUACUCGUUCGAGCGAUUGCGCGAUCCCGACCGAACACACAUGGCGCGGGCCAUCCCCUCGAUGGCCCGGCAGGCGCUGCUCGUGCAGUACGGCCUCAACGAAGAAGAGAUCCGGGAGAUGAUCGCCGAGAUGCGGCGCAAGGACAAGGAGCUUCUGCGAGGCGGGUCCAUCGGCAUCCUCCCCUCCUUCUGGCCCUGGAAGAAGGCCGGCUGA